CACGCUUCUGUCUGAGGCAGUCUACACGCCAAGUUAGGUUAGGUUUGAUCAGAGUCUGGAAUCUUAACCCAACAAAUAUUUUAUAAUCAUUUAUUUGAGCGCAGGCGAAUAUUGAAAGUAUGUUAAAGUAAAGAUCGAGAACAAGGAUUUAUGCAUUGUUUAACUCCAAGGACGGAUUGAAGAAAUCUGUAUAUCGAGCAAUCGCGGUGGAGUGUCCAAAAAAAGAUCUACCAUAAUCAACGUCGUGUUUACGGCACCGUUGAAUACAAUAACAUACCUGAUUCUAAUACACGUAUUACCGUAAAUUAAAAAGAAUUCAUUGAAACAAAUUUGAGAAAAUAUAUUAUAUAAAUAUAUACGAUACUUUUUUUAAUAAUGAGAUUCAGUAAUAAAAAUUUAUUUAAACCACCGUACAUUUUAGAAAAGUGUGAGUUUCGCAAGAUCCUCAUGACAAAUUUAGGUUUAACUUCUUUCACGUCCUCCGACGUGGAUAAUUAUUUCAAUACGAAGAGAAAUAACCUUGUUCGUCAUCGAGUCAUAAAAAAUUGUUCUAUGUGCAAGAAAUAUAACGUUAAGGUGGAUUCUCUGGAUAGCCUCUUCCGUUGCCUGAGAUCGGUUAGCUAUACAUUAGAGCACAGAAUUAAUGUACUUAAGGAUAUAGGAGUACCAGUUAUAAAUACAUCUCAAUUGAACAAGAUAUUCUUUUAUAUUCACAAAAAAGUAUCAAAUUUUAAAGUGAAAACUAAUAUUCCAGCCGAGCAAAACAUUGCCAUGAAUAUAUUUGGUGGUGAAUUUUCUGACGACAUUUCAAAGCUGGGAUUGAAUGAUAACUUGACAGUCGAGGAAUAUUAUCAGAAGUGUCUUUUGUAUUGCAAAAGUCGGAUAUUCAAUCUACCAUAUUUAGACGAUAAAAUAUUUUUGGACAAUAAGAAUUUAAAAAAAGUAAAGAGUAUAAGCAUGAUUGCAGAGACACUGAAAGUACUCAGACUUGAUCUUGGUUAUGAUGAGAAGAUGAUAAAAAGGCAACCUAAAGUCAUCAUUGCUUCUGCCGAUAACAUCAGGUUGCUGUUAAAUAGUUUUACAGACAUCGUAGGGAUACCGAUUGUGGAUGCUUUGAGAGAAUAUCCCUUUAUACUUCUCCAAGAUGUGGAUAAUGUUAAACAAUUAGUGAAGCUGUUCAAACUGUAUGAAAUACCGAAUGAAUAUGUCAAGUCAUAUAUGAAAGUUUUCACGAUAAGAAACGAAGUUUUCCAAGAGCGAAUAGAGAUGAUAAAACGUCAUCCAAAUUUGAAUGUGUGGUAUAAGCAUUCGCGAAUUGUGCAAAUUGCAUCCCAGAUACAUAUGACAAAGAAUCGCUUGCAGUAUGUUAGCAUCAUGGAUUCUUCGAAAUGGGUCCAUCCAAACGCGCUCCUAUCUCAAAAGCAUUCAUUGGACAAAGCUGUGCAAAUCGGCUUAUGUUCACACAAACGGUAUGUACAGCAUGUAUUGAAGCAGGAGUUGGAAGUAGACAUGAGCGAUUUGCUAACGAGACAUCCGCAUUGGAAAACGGCUGCGUUUGCUGAUAUAGUGCAGAUGAUCAAAUACUUAAGGAAACAUUUUACAAUAGACGAGAUAUGCCCCAAUAUACACAUCGUGCUUUACAAACGAUCCAGAGUGCAAAAGGUACUGGCUGAUUUGAAACAACAAUACUCUCAGAGUACAGAGUACUCAUUUACUGACAGCCAGUAUCUCGCAUUGUGCCUAUACAUGCUGGAGAAAGAUAAUCAUUUCACAGGCGAUGGUAUUUGGAGCAACGAACGGGACACGAAGCAACAAUCUUUGAAGAAACGAAAUAUCGUGGAAAUAUCUGACAAUAGUACAAGUACGGUAGAAAAUAUCAAUGAUAAUUUCAGUAUGGAAGACGACGACGGUACUGAUCAUAAUGAUAUAGACGCUAAGGGCGUUGCGCUCAGUAACAAUACAUAAAUAUAAAGUAUUGAAACAACGGUAUACAUAAUGUACAUAACUUUUACUUGUACAGAAUAUCUUGCAGCAAUUCAUGUUACAGAGAAAGAUUGUAUCUUUAUAAUGUAUGCAACACAUGUAAAAAUGGCGUGAAAAAAAAUACAGUAAUAUGUUCUAAACGAGGC
Molecule: messenger RNA, 2129 nt
Organism: Wasmannia auropunctata (little fire ant)
Lineage: Eukaryota; Metazoa; Arthropoda; Insecta; Hymenoptera; Formicidae
Gene: mTerf5
Exons: 6
Coding region: 376-1965 (529 amino acids)
Source: RefSeq, a predicted model, not a curated record